ACAAAUUUUCAGCUUUAAUUUAAUGCUUUUUGCUAUGCAAGCGAUUAUUUAAUGAAUAUAAGCCUAAAUAUUGUAAAACUACACCAUGCCACGUCUUGUAAACUACAAAGUUAAAUGUUAACACAAAAUCGAUGUAAUCUGUUGAACAUGAGUUCGGUCAAGAAGAUUGAUAAUGCCAAAAAAACUACAAAAAGAAAAAAGUUGGUGUACAAGUGUAAUUUGUGUCCAAAGAGAUUCGGCGACAAGAGGGCAUUAGAUAGCCACGGCUACUCCCACACCGAUGAGACUCCGUUCCAGUGCACACUGUGUGAUUAUUCGGGCAAGACGAAGAAGUACCUCAGUCGCCAUAUCAGGGCGCGGCACAUAGGAGACAGAAAAGUCGGGUGUGAGGUGUGUGGAAAGUCCUUCCAAUUCGAGUCCAAGCUGAAGCACCAUAUGCUGGUACAUACUGGCGAGAAACCAUACAAAUGCGAUAUAUGCGAGAAGGCAUUCAAUUCCUCCUACUCUCUCAACACGCACAAACUCAUACAUACAAAUUCGAAACCCUUCAAAUGCACGUUCUGCCCGUACGCCUGCCGCGACUCGUCGACGCUGCGGAAACACAAGGAGAGACACAUGGGCAAAAUCAAGUGCUACACAUGCAGCGUGUGCAAUUUGAGCUGCUCAACGAGGGCCUCAUUAAAAGUUCACAUAGCGGAGAAGCAUUUCAACAUCGACAUGAAGAGGAUGGAGUGUGACGCGUGCGGCCAACGAUUUAAACACAGGCAGACGCUGGUUAAUCAUAUUCAAACCGUCCACGACAAGUCCAGAUCGGCCAAAUGUGACAUAUGCGGCAAAACGCUCAGCAACAGAGGUAACAUGCGCUCGCAUAUGCGGACCCACGUCGACCAGAGACCCUACAAGUGCACGUUCAGGGGAUGCGGGUGGAGGUUUAAAGAUGCUAGCGGUCGCAGCAAGCACGAAAUUAAACACUACCCGGAAAGACAGUUCCAGUGCAAGAUAUGCGACAAGCUGUUUACCAGGGAAUAUCGCAUGCAUACACAUCUGAACACGCAUAUGGCUAAGGUUAAGAAGGUGGAGUGUGACUAUUGUGGGGUCCGUUUCUACAACAAAAACUACCUAACCACCCAUAUACAACGUAAGCACGGCAGAAAGAGACAGAAGUACGUGUGCGACCUCUGCGGGUUGGUGACUACCAACAAGCCUAGUAUAGUCAUGCACAUCAAAUACGGACACGACACUGACAAACUUAAGGAGAUAAUAUGCAACAUAUGUGAGAGGACAUUCAAGAGCGAUUUCAACUUGAAACUACAUUAUUGGAGAAUACAUCAAAUGGAAUACAUGAUUCCACGCAAAUUCAAAAGGUAUUUUCAUUCAUUCAUUCAUUCCAGAAAAUGUAGGAAAAAGGAGUCUGCAGUAGAAGUUAAGGAGGAGCCAAUAGACAAUGUGUACGAGGGUGGUAACUAUUUCACAGUCACCCCCAAAAUGGAACCCGUUGACGAAGAACAAGAACUAUCGGACAUGGUUCCGGAACCGGAAAUCCCGAUUGAACUGGAAGAUAUCCCGAACGAUGUGCUGGAAGAGUUCAUUACUCCCGUAGAGAAAAGCCGCGAGGAAAGGAGGCUGAAAUAUACUGAACAUGUUUCCGUCGACAAAAAACUAGAGAAAAAAGUAAGGAAAAGAAUCGACGGCCUAAUGGAGGAAAGAAACAGAAAGGCAGAAGAGAGAGUUCAGGAGGUACGAAAGAAGUAUGAGGAAAGAGCGAGAAAGAUGGCCAGCAGAACGCUGGAGCGAACGAGAAGGAAAUACAACAGGCUGAUACAGAAUGCCAUCAAAAACUCGGCGAAGAAAGAUAAAAUUAAAAUAAAACACGGCGCUAUAUCUGCACAAGAACAGCAUUCGGAUUCGUUGUUAGAAGCAAACUUCUUCAUCAAGAAGACCAUAGACAACAGAGAUUGUAUUGUAGAUGAACCGGUCAGAGUCAAUAUAGAAGAGCGACUAAGAAAUAUAAACGAAAUUAUGAGAACAGAGAAUAAUUCUUUAUUACAAGAAGGAUAUAUAAUGGGAAACGGAAUAGAUAGUAAAGAAGAACGAAUAGAUAUUAAGGAAAAUGAAAUAGAUCAUAACGAAAAUGAGAAACACGACGAAAAUGAAAAACAUGACGAAAAUGAAAAACACGACGAAAAUGAAAAACGCGACGAAAAUGAAAAACACGACGAAAAUGGUGUAAGCAAUAUUGAAGAGCAGUCUACAAAUGGUAUCGAUGAAAAUGGAAUUAGUACAGUAGAUGGAACAGACACGGACGGACGCGGACGGACAGAAGAAGGAAUAGGUAAAGAUGUGAGGAGAAAAUCUGGAAGAAAUAGGAAAUUAAACUUCAAGUAUAUCGACGAAAGUGGAUCAUUUGCAGGAGACAAACGGGAAGGAAAAGAUUUGGGAAGUAAAUCGGACCAAAACAGGAAAGUGAAGUUUAAUACGCACCAGUGCUAUGUCUGUUUUAAGUUGUAUCAAACCAAAGAGGAGCUUUUAGACCACUGCAAAGAACACUUCGAUCAAUGCGAGAUGCAGACCCUUAAGAAAUGUCCACUCUGCGACUAUUCCACCAAUCUCAGCAUUACCAGACACUUGAAACUAAAACACAAACUCAAAGUCAAAGUUCCAUACGGAUCCUUCAAAGAUAAUAAACAAAAUAAUGGUACAAAAUACUAUUACGAAGUCAACGAUGAAAGAAUAAAGAAAUUAGAAAUAAUACCGAGUAUAAAGAGACUUAAUAAAAGAGAAAGCUGCAAAAUUGAUAAAAGGAAUAAAGAGAAGAAGAACAAAGAUGUACUGAAGAGUAAGCUGGUUAAGAAAGGUAAGGAGUGGGUAGUUAUGCAAGAAAAAGUAAAAAUUAAUUUUAAAGAUUAUUUGCUACCCAAGUUUGAUAAACUUGAAAGUAUAAGUGUUAAAGGUAGGUAUGUAGAUAGACUGAAAGAACUUUAUAAACUAGCAAAGAAGAGUGGUAAUAAAAUGGUGUUCCCUUGCGAUUCUUGUGAUAAAGUUUGUCAAUCGCUCGCCGCUUUGAAAUUACACAGUAGAAAACAUGAAGAAAAUCCGAAACCGUUUAAGAAAAAAGUUUGGAAACAUAAACUUGGAGGAGAUAAUAAUGUUGAUAAGAAAAAAGUAAGGGUAGUCACAAAUUUAGAUAAUCGUACAGCGAAUCCGAAACCAGUAGUAAAUAAGCAUAAAUGCGAUAAAGAACUGAUCGAGUUCUAUAAACAGAAUAUAAAAGGUAGCGAUGUUGAAUUUUGGCAGUUCCUAAAAAUAUAUAACAAAAUGGAACGAGAAAAUAUCAAUGAUUUUGAGGAUUUGCAAAAAAGUACGCAUUUUGGACUACAUUGUAAUGAACCGAUAGAAAAUACUAGUGAUUGCAAUCAACCUAAUGAUUCUUUCAAUAAUGGUUUGAGGGAAGAAAAUAGUAAUAUUAGGAACAGAACUGUCAAAAAUACUGUAAAAAAUGCUUUUACAAGAGUAGUAAGACUAAGCAAACGUGAAGCGAUGAAAAGGGAUGAAGCUAGGAAAAAAUUGAGAGAAAAAAUAAAUUGUAAUAGCUAA
Messenger RNA from Cydia amplana, 3594 nucleotides. RefSeq lists its product as uncharacterized. Gene Ontology annotation, biological process: regulation of transcription by RNA polymerase II. The coding region runs from base 115 to 3594 and encodes 1159 amino acids. The record is from RefSeq and is a predicted model, not a curated record. The transcript is spliced from 16 exons. Lineage: Eukaryota; Metazoa; Arthropoda; Insecta; Lepidoptera; Tortricidae. Gene Ontology annotation, molecular function: RNA polymerase II cis-regulatory region sequence-specific DNA binding; DNA-binding transcription factor activity.